AUGGAAUAUUUACCUGAGAAGAUCAACCUUCAUGUAGUGAAGAAGGAGAAAGAGAAGAAAUUGACAGGUUUUAGGGAGUAUAUAGCAGAUAAUGAUGUGGUAAUGGCUUUUGUCAAGUUUUUACUGCAUGUGAGGAAGCAAAGUCCUUGGGUGGAGGAUCCUCUGGUGGAGUUACAUGAGUAUUUUGAGAAUUAUAGAGAUCCUUCAUGGGACGAUUUUGAGCAAAUGCAGAAGGAUAAUGAGCAAAUGGAGAAGGAAGCUAUUCCGGAGCUGGAAGCGAAGAUUGAACAACUACAGAAAGAUAUUAAGAGUGCGAAGAAACAUACAAGAACUAAUAAGGUGUAUAGAGCCUUAGAUCCAGAAAAUACAGAUCAGGUCGGUACUAAAGCUAUGAUUGCGAAAUUGAGUGGUAAUGCCAAGUUUGAUACAGAUACAAAAAUGACACUAGAUCAAUUCUACUUCUUAAUAAUCCACAUUUGUGAAAACAAUGAGGAUGACGAUGAAUCCUUUGACAAGUUUAUGACCUAUUUCGAGAAUGCAACUGCUGAAGAAGCUACACCACCAUUUGCUGGUGAUUUAGACAAUGAAGAUCUCAUUAAGAUCCAAGAAAAGUUUAGAAGCUUCGAGCCCCCAGAGAUUACGAAGGAAGAGGAUGAAGGAGAGAAGCCUGAAUAA
This is a messenger RNA of Moneuplotes crassus, 675 nucleotides long. NCBI's taxonomy places the organism in Eukaryota, Ciliophora, Spirotrichea, Euplotida, Euplotidae. The record is from the annotation of a GenBank genome assembly.